AAAAAAUUCGGACGGCCGGACAAUGGCAGCAUGCAUUGGCCAAGCAAGCCAGCAUACAAACCAACCAAAGCUGGACCACCGGAAAUAACCGCGGCGUCAUCCCGGCUCCACUAAGAAAGCAGGCACAGCAACGCUUCACAAUCAGAACAUCCACAACCUGAGAUCCUACAUACUAAUUGUCCCUCCCUUGUCCAAGCUCCGUCCAUCGUUCAAAAGGGUUGAAAAUGGCUGCCAGGCUACUGAUGGGCCAGCGUGCUGCGGCACAAUUGACGGCCGGUCUCUUGGUCGGCAGUGUCGCCUUCUACCCUGCUACCGCACAUGCUGAAGCUCCUCCACACCCGCGAAAGUCCAUCUACGACGACUUCGAAGACUCCUCCCCUCCGGCCCCGAAGACGCCAGCCUUCAUCCCCAACUCAGCCACCCCGCCCGCGUUCGCAGAACCUGCCCAGCAGCAGCAACAGGUAGUCGCCCGGGGCCCGACGCCAACGGACCAGCUGGCCGCACAGAUCCGGCGCGCACGGUUGUUCCUGCACCGCCAGGCCGCCGUGGCCGAGGACGGCGUCAACGCGGCCAUGGACCGGGCUUUCGACCUGGAGCAGUCCUUCACGUCGACGCUGGCCUCGCUUGCCCCGUCGCGCGAGAGCGGCGAGCGCCUGAUGCCCGGCCUGGUCUACGUGUUGGUCGCCUCCAUGGCCGGCAGCAUCGUGUCUCGCCGCCGCAACGUCGUGUUCCGCGCCGCUGCACCCAUCGCCUUUGGCGUCGCUGCCGGCUGGGCCGUCCUCCCCGUCACCAUGCGCAACGUCGGCGACUUGGCCUGGAGGUACGAGCAGAGGUUCCCAGUCGUCGCAGACGCCCAUCUGAGGACCCGCGAGGGUGCCGAGAGGGGAAUCUCCUUUGCCAAGGUUCACUGGCGCCUCGGCACGCAGAUGGUCGGCGACAAGGUCGCCGAGACGAGGGAGACUUUGGAAGGUUGGGUGAGGAAAGGGAAAUAAAUUUCUCUGGUAGGGGCCUGAUGAUGACGACAGGGGGCUGGUUCCGUGCAGGAAAUAUAAAAGGUGCUGAGAAUUGUGUGUUCGCGUUUGGUGCCGGUCCUUAGAGAAAAACGGCAAGGCGUGAUGUACAACAAGAUAUAACGCGUCACUUAGACUUGACUUGCAAAACUUUUUCCUAGAGUCAUAAUAAGACGAGGAGCGAAAUUUGAAAUACCUACGGCUUGAUCGUGGUACCCUGGGUCAUACUUAUUUAUAUGAUCAAGUGCAUGAAGUCCAAGAAAACAAAGAUCAAAUGUACGGUUUACAGAGUUAUUGACGUAUUAUAUUAUACAGUAUGUUUCUG
Messenger RNA from Pyricularia oryzae 70-15, 1335 nucleotides. RefSeq lists its product as uncharacterized. NCBI's taxonomy places the organism in Eukaryota, Fungi, Ascomycota, Sordariomycetes, Magnaporthales, Pyriculariaceae. The record is from RefSeq and is a predicted model, not a curated record. Gene Ontology annotation, biological process: cristae formation. Gene Ontology annotation, cellular component: MICOS complex; mitochondrial crista junction. Bases 225 to 992 code for a protein of 255 amino acids. The transcript is spliced from 3 exons.